Messenger RNA from Cydia amplana, 1781 nucleotides. Its product is annotated as protein lozenge-like. The transcript is spliced from 4 exons. Gene Ontology annotation, molecular function: RNA polymerase II cis-regulatory region sequence-specific DNA binding; ATP binding; DNA-binding transcription factor activity, RNA polymerase II-specific. Gene Ontology annotation, biological process: regulation of DNA-templated transcription. The record is from RefSeq and is a predicted model, not a curated record. Gene Ontology annotation, cellular component: nucleus. The coding region runs from base 977 to 1687 and encodes 236 amino acids. NCBI's taxonomy places the organism in Eukaryota, Metazoa, Arthropoda, Insecta, Lepidoptera, Tortricidae.
AAAAUCUAAGAAUAAUUAGGAACGCUGACUUUAUUGAUGUCUCUUUUCACUCAAACCGCAACGCCUAGAGCAGAAGAGCGAGACAUAUCUACUACAAAAUGAAAAAGCUCAUAAUAUUUCCCCCACAACAAUGGAGCUAAACAAAAAUAUUUAAUGGCACAACUUUCUUACAUCUCGCUCUCACGUUAACUUAAACUAGCGAGUGUGAAUAGGAUAGAGUCGCGCAUUUUCCCAACAAAUGAAGCGUGGCUGAACCGCAGAUUGACCGCAGAGAGGCGAGUGACAGAACAGAGUGACGGGCUCAGUCGUACACGGUCGGGCGGCGAGGCAGCACGCGCGCCCACGAUCUCACCCGAGCACUCACGGACAUACCCGAAGUUGACGCAUCGGAAAACUCGGACGCAACAGCUGAUCGCGAUCGAGCCUCGCAUCGCCCGCGCACGCCUUGAGACCAUUUCUGAGAACUUUAAUCCGAAUGUCGUCAAAUUUGUAUAAAACUAUUAGACGACUAGUGACUCAGCUAAGAUGACGAAAGUUAAACUGAAGCCAAGGGCGACGUAGAAUGUGAACUGAGGAAAAAUUGUUUGUUUAUUGUGAGUUUGUGUUUGUUGUGUCCGGAUAAUAAUAAAAACAGACUAAUUAGUUAUAACAGACUUCUUGCUAUUUAAGACUGAAAUACCUAUAGACAUUUUAAUUAAAUCCAAAGAAUAAUUAGCAAACUUAAAAACAAUACUCAUUAAAUCGGGAAAUAAACAAAAGACAUUAAACAAAAGAAUCCAAUUGGAAGUGCGCCAAACAUUACCAUAAAAAACAAUUGGAGAAAGUAUCCCAUACACAGAACCAAUACCCAAACAGAGUAACACAAGGACUCGUCGUUAUCAGAAGUGCCGUGUUGUUAAAAAUACACAGAUUAAGUAUACAAGACAGAGUAACAAAAUAACAAAAAGACAGUGAUUAUUGUAGUGAUGCAGUGAGGAUGCACUUGCCUUACGAGGCGCGGGGCCGGCGCCGGCGGGACAUGGACCCGGAGCCCUGGUGGCUGCAGUCCGUCGUGGACGAGACGCUGGCGGAGCACCCUGACCUCGGUGAGAACCAUCUAGUCCGCACCGGCAGUCCCGACUACAUGUGCUCGAUGCUGCCGCAGCACUGGCGCUCCAACAAGACCCUCCCCGGCGGCUUCAAGGUGGUGGCCCUCAGUGAAGUCAUCGACGGGACGCUCGUCACCAUCCGAGCUGGCAAUGAUGAGAACUGCUCCGCCGAACUGAGGAAUAACACGGCGGUUAUGAAGAAUAGGGUCGCCAAGUUUAACGAUCUGCGGUUUGUCGGCCGAAGCGGGAGAGGGAAGAGUUUUUCGUUGACCAUCACGGUAUCGACGUCGCCGCCGCAAGUAGCUACAUACCAAAAAGCCAUAAAAGUCACCGUCGACGGACCGAGGGAGCCUCGAUCUAAAACUAGUACAAACGUAUCACCGCACCAAAUCCGGAGCAUAGGCUUCCACAGACAGUUCCUAGACACGUCACUUCCCAUCCGUGACAUGGAGUACAAGAGUUCGGCGAGGAGCCUGCGGUCCUUGUCGCACGAGGAGAGAGAGUACAAGACCAAUGCCAACCUGCCCGUUGGAGGUAAGUCAUAUCCGGAGCAUAGGCUUCCACAGGCAGUUCCUAGACACGUCACUUCCCAUCCGUGACAUGGAGUACAAGAGUUCGGCGAGGAGCUUGCGGUCUUUGUCGCACGAGGAGAGAGAGUACAAGACCAAUGCCAACCUGCCUGUUGGAGGUAAG